UCUACCUAAUCCGUGAUACAUUUGCAGUUCAUUUCGGGAUGGUUGAAGUUGGGAUUGGAAUCUGUUGGGAUCCUGAGGAUUGGAGUGAUUUUAUUAUUAGAAAACAUCUAAUGAAUGUGCAGAUAUAUUACUUCAACGUAGUUCGGCGCUAAAAGUGUAGCGAAUUGUGUGAUAGAUUCCUUCUAAAAUAAAAAACAAUUUUGCCAGUAUAGGCGUACACCAGACUUGUUAGACGGCUGACGAAUAUCGAUUUUGUGCGAAACAGAGAACUAAUAUCAUGAUCGACAAAGAAUUUGCAGGCUAAUUGAUAUACUUUUGAUAAAAAUUGUAGUUGUUUUGGCAAAAGUCUCAGGCUUAGACUUUGAGACUUUAAUAUCUUUAGAAGAUAAUAAACGGUACUAUGAUGGAGGCCACGGAAAAUGGAGGAAAUUCAUCAUAUGAACCUUUGGAAGGCAGGAGAGCAUUUGACACAUCGGACAGUUUGGGUAUGGAAGGUAGUAGUCCACCGAAGGACCGUAGAAAGCUGGUGUUUUUUGCCCUAAUGACGGCCGGCGUCGGGUUUGUGUUACCCUAUAACAGUUUCAUCAUUGCAGCCGACUAUUGGCAGUCGCGAUUUCCAGGACAGUCGGUAGCCUUGGAUAUGUCUAUGACAUACAUCAUCGUGGCACUGGGCACAGUGUUGUUAAAUAAUGUAUUCCUGUCGCUUGCACCGUUUCGCGUGCGUAUCGCAUUCGGGUACGCCGUAUCUUUUACAACGCUGGUCUUCGUAGCUCUUUGUGAGGUGGCUUGGCACAUGUUCACAGCUAAAACUGCAUAUUCCGUUAACUUAGCUGCAGUUUCCUUGGUAGCGAUGGGAUGCACGAUACAGCAAUCCAGUUUUUAUGGAUUCGCCAGCAUGCUACCGAAGCAAUACACACAGGCAGUGAUGGCUGGAGAGAGUAUUGCUGGAUUUUUAGUGUCGUCGAAUCGUGUAGUAACGAAGUUGUUGAUCAAAAGUGACCGAGCAUCGACAGCAAUAUUUUUUCUUACCUCAACAGUUUAUAUAGCAUUCAGUUAUGUAUUGCACUCCAUUACAACACAUUCGCCAUUUGUGCGAUAUCAUAUGAAGGCAUGUGCCAAAAUUGUGCUUCGACCUGACGAUGAGCAUACUCUUAGUGACACUUUAGAAGGUGAUAUGACAAAUGCGCGCUACGGAGUGCUAGCAUUGGAGUCUAGCCCUCCUGUUCACAUUCCUCCAGGUACUACUACGUUAAGCUUUAGCAAUCCAGUUUACGAGCUCUCGAAUCCAAGCGGGGGAGAAAGUGUGCUAGAAACUAAUAUAAACAAUCUAACGUCUACCACAACUAGUGUGACUACCAAUAGUAACUCGACGAAUCGUCCGAUAACGUCACCGACCUCGGCAACGGCAUCGCAUGAUGUACCCAAUGUCGCUUUCAAGGUCGAACACGUAAUGACACCGGAUAUUUGCAGCUCUGGCAGAUUUGGAAGCUUCCGAAGUGGCGUAGAAUCGCGAUGGAAGGUUGCCCAUGCUAUCUAUCCUUACAUGGCAUGCAUAGCUUUAGCGUACUGCGUAACACUAUCUUUGUAUCCAGGAAUAGAAUCGGAAAUUAUAUCGUGCAAUCUGGGUACGUGGAUGCCGGUUCUGUUAAUGUUCACCUUCAACACAUCGGAUGUAGCAGGCAAACUUCUGGCAGCCGUUCCGUACGCUUGGUCACGAAGGCAGUUGAUCCUAAUGUCUGGUCUGCGGGCUCUACUCGUACCUCUGAUUUUACUGUGCUGUUCUCCUCGAGAGCAACCGGUAAUUGCCGGUGAAGCAUCAGCGUUUGUGUUUACUGCUGCUCUUGGUAUCACAAACGGUUUAGCUGGCAGUCUUCCCAUGAUGCUUGCCCCAGACAAAGUAUCAGCAACAUUGAAAGAGGUCACAGGCAAUAUGAUGACCCUUUCCUAUAAUAUAGGACUAACGGCAGGCUCUCUAGUAGGCUACGUAUUCGAAUCCAUGCUAGGGCCACAAUUGCCGAAUCCCUGUCCGCAAUAUCCCUUUGUUCCUCCGCGACCCAAUCAACCAAUUUACAAUAAUCUCAGUAUCGCCACUAGCACCAGCACCAGCACCAGUACCACAACAAUGUCAACGGCAAUUCUAACAACCUUGGCAUCUACUAUUCUUCAAUCUAGUACAUCCAGCAUUUCGCUGGAAAGCACUAGCAGCAUAUCAUUAUCCACGACCUCAACGAUAUUACCAUCGACUACAGUAUUAGGUUCGACACCAAGUAGCGUAGAAGUAGAUGUUACAACUGCUGCGCUAGACAGCAGUAACUUGGUGACAUUGGCGGCUAGUUUUGUGUACAAUGCAACUCAUUCAAUUAUAGAAGCUACCACCGAACGCUAAUCAACCUUGAUGUAGUGUCGAAACGCUCUUGAGCAUAUACAUACUAUACAUGAAAUUGCCACAGGAUCAUUCAUCAACCAGGACUGACAAAAGACGAAAUUGUAUGAGCUUGAGUCAAUUUCAUUGAUAUUAUUAGUUUACGUUCGUUAUGCAUACUUGUAAAAGCAAAUGUGGCCAUUAUCGUCCUCGCAGAUCGAGAUACUAAGCAACAUUAUGAUCACACCACAGAGUUUAAAUGUGUUCGAAACUAUCAUAAUGACAGUUACCUAGAAGUUAACAAGAUGUUUAAACUCCGUCGUGUGAAUGUUGUAUAAUGCUUGUUAUGUUUUUCAUUUUGUAUCAUAAUAUUUCGGAUAGGAACUGAUGAAUGUGUGUGAGCGAAAAAGAGAAGAUGAUUCACAAAAUAGUGGAAGUAGAAUAAAUGUUGAGUAGUAAUUGGAUAAAUAGUCAAAGGAAAUGUACAGAAGCGAUCGAAUAUGCAUUCUAGUUAGAUCUUAAAAAUAACAAUACAAAAGCAUAUUCACAUAACAAAAAAAAAAGAAAAAAAAAAAGAACUUCAAAGUGGAAAAUCGGUGGACGAUAAAUAAAGAUAUUAUA
Malaya genurostris is the source of this 2983-nucleotide messenger RNA. It is a transcript of the gene Ent3, whose product is annotated as equilibrative nucleoside transporter 4. Gene Ontology annotation, cellular component: plasma membrane. Gene Ontology annotation, biological process: nucleoside transmembrane transport. The transcript is spliced from 7 exons. Gene Ontology annotation, molecular function: nucleoside transmembrane transporter activity; monoamine transmembrane transporter activity. Bases 401 to 2386 code for a protein of 661 amino acids. The record is from RefSeq and is a predicted model, not a curated record. NCBI's taxonomy places the organism in Eukaryota, Metazoa, Arthropoda, Insecta, Diptera, Culicidae.